GUCUUGCCACACGUAGAGGGAGUCGAUCAAACGUGUGAGUGCUAGUGUUGAUGUUUUUCAAUUGAUAUGAACUAAAGUAUUUUGUUAAAUACGUAAAAUAGGUGACAGCCGUAGACAUAAAGGUAAACAUUUUAAGAAAAUUAUGCGUUUAAAAAUUAACACGUUAAAACAGUCGGCGUAAGAACAAAGAUACAUACGGUUAACAUAGGAUCGGGCAUCUGAUAUGUCUUUAUAAUGUCUGAGGCCACCACUAACGUUACUCCAGGAAGAAAGGGCAAUUUGACAGGCAGUGCCCGAAAGUUAAAGGACAACGCUGCUGACUUGCACAAUCUCAUUCAGAAAUGGGAGCGUUUAAAUGACGAGGGAUCCACGACUGCUGUUAAAAUAGUGAAUUUAGGACUGAACAAAAAAUCAGUCAGUGAAGCUGACAUCGUGAUGGAAGGAGACAGCUCAGCUGAUGUGGACCGUCCAGAAAACAGUCUGAAACAGAGCCAUAAAGAGCUGGAGGAAGAAUGUCACAAAUUAAAGGAGAUUGUAGACAAAAUGGCAAAUAUAGUUUUAAAGAUGGAGAAGAUGGUCCAUGCUGAGCAAGGGAUUUGUGAACUGGAAGCAUUUCAGUAUGGAGAGAAAGGAACACCGGCACCUCUGUUUCACACUUGGUCAACAAAACAGUUUGCUGAAGUAUCUUCAAAGCUUUACGAGUCGUACAAGCAGGAGCUGGCCCUAAAGCAGACUAUACUACAGGAGUUAGCUCACACUCCAAAUGCUGACCUAUCCAUGGUUUAUGUCUCAUCGUGGCUGUAUCAACCCUACAUCGAGGACAAUGGAAAACUGUUAAUGGAGAGUUUGCUGUUGGAAACGGGUCACAGACCUGUUUAACUACAAGAACAGACUUAAAGGAAUAGUCUACUCAUUUUCAAUAUUAAACUAUGUUAUUACUUUA
Molecule: messenger RNA, 943 nt
Organism: Misgurnus anguillicaudatus (oriental weatherfish)
Lineage: Eukaryota; Metazoa; Chordata; Actinopteri; Cypriniformes; Cobitidae
Gene: cinp
Product: cyclin dependent kinase 2 interacting protein
Source: RefSeq, a predicted model, not a curated record